Lineus longissimus is the source of this 3457-nucleotide messenger RNA. RefSeq names its product zinc finger protein with KRAB and SCAN domains 8-like. Gene Ontology annotation, cellular component: nucleus; chromatin; PcG protein complex. Gene Ontology annotation, biological process: regulation of transcription by RNA polymerase II. NCBI's taxonomy places the organism in Eukaryota, Metazoa, Nemertea, Pilidiophora, Heteronemertea, Lineidae. The transcript is spliced from 4 exons. Bases 173 to 2932 code for a protein of 919 amino acids. Gene Ontology annotation, molecular function: RNA polymerase II cis-regulatory region sequence-specific DNA binding; DNA-binding transcription factor activity, RNA polymerase II-specific. The record is from RefSeq and is a predicted model, not a curated record.
CCUCAACAAAAGAAAAUGGUGGGAAUACUGUUGAUGAUCUUGAGAUGAUAUUUGACCGAAUAUAACCAAUUUAUGAUCGAUAAUUAUAAGUCUGCGUGCAUCAGAAAAGUGUAUAAAGAUAUUGUGCAUUAGCAGAAACAGGCUUCCGAUAGAUAACGUUGCUUGUAGUUAGAUGAUGAAGGACAGCACAAUGUCGGUUGCAGACACAGAAGAAGAAUUUAUGGCACCUCAGGUGUCGAGCCCUACUGAUGAUGAAGAGGAAGAGGUAGAGGAAAACAGCCCCUUUGAAAGUAUGCAAACAGAGCUACACAGCAGGGGUGCAGAACUGACAAAGGCCUGGUCAAACUUGUUCAGUUUCAUAACGAAAUAUCAAGCGGAACUUUUUGUUAAAGAGAACUCGGUUGAAAUAGCAGAGAAGGAAAUAGAGCAGAGAAAGAAGCAGCUUGCAGAAAUGAAACCAGUGGUUGAUGCUGGUAAUGAGGAGAUUACACAAUUACAAGAUGACAUUCGAACGAAAGAAAGACAACUUCGUCAAGCACAGUCGCAACUUUCUGUCAAGGAGCGAAUGUUACAACGGGUACAAUCAGACCUGUCUUGUAAUAUGGAAAUGUUAGAAAACUCUCGAAGUGAACUUUUAGGCAAACAAAAUGAGAUUAUUCGAUAUAGGGGUGAUCUAGAACGUAUGAAAUCUGAAUUGACUAUAAAACAAGAGCAAAUACAAAUCAAAGACAAUUUGUUGAAGAAAUUACAGAAUCAACUCAUGAAGGAGAAUGCCGAAUUGAGGGAACAGUUGGAACUUGAACGACGGGCGCUACAAUUGGAGAAACAAUCACAUGAGCUGACGAAAAGAACCCUGUCGUCGCAGAGUGGGGGUAGGAAGCGACCGAGAACGAGUGAAGGCCCUGCUGCUGUGAUAGAAAUUCCUGACUCGCCACCAACACUAGAUCUUUCCGUUGAAGGAGAUUUCGGACUCUCAAACAUCAUCUCAUUGGCCGAAUCGCAGGCUAUGGGAGAAGACUCUUCAGCGCAAACAAGACUUUCCUCGGGACACGAUACAUCCCGUAUUUCAAACACCUCUCAGUCUUUCACAGAUCAUUCCAGCCGUUUACACCACAUGCCAACCACGACCACUCCCUCCCAAUGGGGUUUUUCAACCCCAUCUAAAGUUGCCCCGUCUCCAUCAAAGUUUAUGGCGUCACCCUCGAUAACGCCUACACGGGCUUCUCUAACAAGUAUUAAUGACAAUAUUUCAAUAACUGAUACAGCUGCCAUGACAUCCAGUGAUACAUUUUUCCCCCUAAGUGUUUCUGAGGACGUUAAACCUGGUAUUGACACUAUGACAUCUAGUAUGCAAAUGGACAGUGACAGUCAAGGCAAUAUGCCGACUAUAAAACCAGGGACUCCUAGCUCAGGGACAAGUGAUAGUAAUCAAGGCCCAGUGCCAGUGUCGGGGCCGAUACCAAGUCCAGCGAUGUCACCAGGUGGCAGCACGGAUGGGGGAGCAGACGGAAAGGAUUCGGAUUCGGAUGUCAUAUAUCCUGUUCAGAGUGAGGAGAUGUCUUGGUCUGGCAGUGACUCCGAAUCUGAAGUAUUCAGGUGUGAUCUGUGUGACUUGGUGGUCGCUUCCAACAGAGCAUUGCGGAUGCACCGACGCAGCAAACAUGCCGAUGAAGAGCUAUAUGUUGCUUGCAGGGUCUGUGGUGACAGGUUUAGACAUGUGACUGAUCUUGCCAGACACGAGCUCUCACACGAGGAGCCAAUGAAGUGUUUGCUUUGCGACGAAGAGUUCUGGACUGUCUACAAAUACCGCUGUCAUGUCCUGCGCCAUCGGAACCAGGCAUUGAAUAGCGAAUCCUAUAAUCGACGAAAAUACAGUUGUGAUACGUGUGGCAAAUUAUUUCACACGAAACAUUCGCUACAACAACAUAUUGCUACUCACUCGACUGAUAAACCGUUCGUAUGCCCCGACUGUAGUGCAGUAUUCCGGACGAAGAUUGGUUUGAAGUGUCACAUUGGCCGACAGUGUUAUUCGCGGCUGGGCAGGUCAAGUGCCAAUGUUUUGCAACAGGAUGAGUGUUACUUUUGCCACAAGUUGUUUGGGACGAGAUUACUCAUGAAGGAGCACUUGGCAACGCAUACUGAUGAAAAUCCGGAGCAAUGUCCGAUAUGUCACAAAACGUUCAGUAUGAAAUCGAAUCGAAACAAACACUUGAAUACUCAUGUGGCCGUUAUAGUAUUCAGGUGUGACGCGUGUCUGAUAAGUUUUAGAACAAAAAGUCAUUUGCAAAAACAUAUGGCGACUGAACAUCAUGAUUUGGAUAAAACAACUGUACCUUCUGAAACAACUGGUGAGGGGGCACGGGGGACCUCAACGACAGAAGGUGAAUGCAAAGAUAAGCAGACGCCUUCAAUAAAACAAGAGGAUUCGUCAGAUGUUGGGCCUAAAUCUGGAGAUAGCGUCACACAUGUGGAUGAAGUUGGCCUGGAAACAUCGGGAGGUGAUGAUGGAAUGCCAGUACCAGGGCCGUCUGCAAAAAAAGACUCGGUGGAAAGAAGGAAAACGCUCCCUGAGAUAACGUGGAAAAUUUACGAAUGUGACUUCUGCCGUUACGCGUUCAUCUCGCAGAAACUUCUGGAUGCGCAUCGCAGGAAACACACGGGUGAAAAACCGUACUUGUGUUCGAUUUGUGGGAAGGGAUAUCAGAGUAGUAGCAGUCUUUCAAAACAUAUUGCACUCCACCCCUUUGUGGAAAAACCUAAAAAUACCAUAUGUCCUGUUUGUAAAAAGCGUUUUAAGAGUUGGUGUUUUUUGCGUGACCAUUUACGCGUUCACUCGGGGGAGAGACCAUUUGUUUGUGAGACGUGUGGAAAGGGGUUUAUGAGUAUGGAUGUCCUGAAAAAGCACAGAGCUACACACAAGAAAAAGGAAUGAGUCAGGGGUGUGAGUUGAUAUUGGAUCUGAGGGAAGGUAUUCUACUGUAUUUGAUUUAUAUUGAGAGUUGACAUGGCUGCACACAAGAAAACAACUUGAGCAGACGACUUCCAGUAAGGCGAGCAGACGUAAUCGACUUCACAUAUUUUCUUUAAAACUAAGCCUUCAGGAGGAAAAUAUUUGAAGUAGGCCUAUGUUUUUCAUACUGACCAUCCCUAUGUUUCUUCAGUUUUAUCUAAUAUACAUGUCCUCCAUCAGGUUCAGUUGAUUAAGUUCUGUUAAUAAAAUUCAGUCUUUCUUCUCUUCUUCUUCUUCUUCAGUUUGUAGAAACUCACUUGGCAGAUGUUUCUUCCAUAGACUUAUGGAUAAUAGUAUUCAACUGAUAUUUCACUUUGACGCUUUAUUUUUUGCAGGUAGCUAGCUUCAGUUUCAUUGAAUUCUUCUGAAAGAGUCAUUUUAGUGUCUGUUUUUCAGAGUUAUCAGCACAUAGCUUACAAAAUUGAUGAGAAUCACUUGAUUUCUUAU